This is a messenger RNA of Anoplophora glabripennis (Asian longhorned beetle), 1834 nucleotides long. Its product is annotated as O-acyltransferase like protein-like. The record is from RefSeq and is a predicted model, not a curated record. The coding region runs from base 30 to 1787 and encodes 585 amino acids. The transcript has 11 exons. Gene Ontology annotation, molecular function: acyltransferase activity, transferring groups other than amino-acyl groups. NCBI's taxonomy places the organism in Eukaryota, Metazoa, Arthropoda, Insecta, Coleoptera, Cerambycidae.
AGUAUAACAUUUUGCCACCCAUCUAUAAAAUGGAGGAUUACAGGACCUGUAUGGAAAAGAAUGAUUCGUAUUGUAAAGUAGAUAUAAGAUUAUUGAACAACGGAAAUGAGAAUAACCAAUUGUGGAACUUGAUAAAGGAUUCUGCCAAUGGUAGACACAAUUAUGAUCGAAGUUUCGUUCAUAGGGCUAUAUGCCUCCCAAAGAAUGAAACUGUUAAUUUGGAGUCGACUAGGUAUUUUUCUCAAUUGCACGUUGAGAAAGAAUUUAAUGGAACAAAUUUACUUGCGUUGGUAGAAUACGUCGUAUGUAUUGAAGAAGAUAAAGUUAAAUUGUCCCUAUAUGACAAAUUAGUAAUAUUAACUUUCACAGCAUAUAUGUGUUUAAUUGUAUAUGCAACCAUAAAGGAUAAACAGAAGAAGACAGGUGUAACAGGAUGCACUAAGGAUAAGGUUAUAACAUCGCUAUCAUUAACUUCAAAUUGGAGGAAAAUAUGUAAGACUGAAGGAAAUGAAGAUUAUACCAAACUAAAAGCAAUCCAAGGAGUUCGAGUUUUCAUCAUGCUGAAUGUUAUUGGUUCACACAUAGUAUUUUGUUUUAUGAUAACGUAUAUCUCAAACACUAACGAUGUUGAAGAUAUGUUCAAUGGUGCCAUAAUGCAGUACUCGUCAACUUUAACUACUUUUGUAAUGCAGACGUUUUUUUUGAUAUCUUCCUGGAUUGUAACCUUUCAAAUAUACAAUAUUUAUAGAGAUCAUGGGAAAUUUACUGUUAAACAAGCCUUUAUUCUUAUUAUUAACAGAUUUUUCAGAAUUGGAAUAUGUUUAUCUGUAGCGUUACAUCUAUCAAAACCUUCUCUGAAUAGAUUAUCAGCCGUUGGACCUCUUACUUUUGAUAACAUUUACAAGAUUCAAGAAUCUUGUGAACACAACUGGUGGCAAACUUUUUGUUUUGUGAAUAACUAUUUAUAUAUCGCGGAUAUGUGUCUUCCCCCAUCAUGGUAUUUGUCUGCGGAUUAUCAACUAUACAUUAUGGCAGUAAUAACAAUCUAUUUAAUUUUAAAAUUUGAACUGUGUGAGUGGAAGGUUAUUUGCUUCUUAAUACUUUUUUCCUGUAUGUUAUAUGGAUCAGUUAUAUACGUUAAUGAAAUGGACAUCAUUGCGAGAAUUAAUAUUAAUACCUUAAGGAGAUUUAUAUUUACUCGAUCAGAUCCUAUAAGGAUCUUAUACAAUUCGACAUACUCCAACUGGACCACGAGUCUUGUAGGUAUAUUACUGGGAAUGAUAUAUACGAAGAAUAAAAACCGCAAUGUCACCAACAGCAAAUUUAUCUGCGUUUUGUGGUUGUUAAUAUUUUUUGGCUUGCCUUCUGCUGUAAUAUUUAUAGCCGACUAUGAAUUUAGAGGAAUUCAAGCAGCAAUUUUGGGUGCCUUGGUGAAACCGCUAUUUUCUUUGAGCGUUGGAAUCGGUAUUUUAGGAAUGUCACACAACAUAGGAGGAGUUAUUAAACGUAUAUGUGAAAAUAAAUAUGUUGUGCUGAUGAGUAAUUUGUCAUUUUCCGCAUACGUAUUUCAGUUUGUUGUUUUGUUUCCUAAAGGAGUUGGUACUUAUUCACUAAUGGAAUUUGGACAAAUUAAAUUGAUUAAAUAUAUCUUGUUUAUUGACGGACCAUUGUCAAUAAUAAUUGCACUUAUUUUUGCGCUAAUAAUUGAACAGCCCGGAAUUAACUUGCAAAAGAUAUUCCUGCCUCAAAUUUCACGUGAAAGGAAAGGCCAGCAGAAGAGUCAAUGAAAGGAUAUUUUGUAAGAUUUUGUUAUUUCAAUAAAUGCAUAAGCAAA